AUGGCUUCGGAUCACCAAGUUCAGACCAGCGAAGUCCCGCUCCAAGAUGUGGACAAGGACUCUCGCCGGCCUGAGAAGGAAGCCAUCCCCAAUGACCAGUCUGACAAGGAGCUAGACGGCAUCACGGAAAGUGGCUCUGAUGAUCCCGAGCCCGAGUAUGCAACCGGCCUUGGCCUGGUCUGCAUCGUCGCCGGUCUCGCGCUGGCGGUUUUCUGCCUGUCUCUGGACCGUACGAUCCUCGCAACAGCAAUCCCCACCAUCACGACCGAGUUCAAGUCUCUCGGUGACGUGGCCUGGUACGGAACCUCGUUCCCCUUGGCCACGUGCUGCUUCCAGCUCAUGUUCGGCAAGCUCUUCGCCGAGCUCAGAGUUACCUGGGUGUUCCUCGCCGCGCUCGGCAUCUUCGAGGUCGGAUCGAUAGUCUGCGGCGCUGCCCCAAACUCCCUGGCCCUCAUCAUCGGCAGAGCAAUCUCGGGUAUCGGUUGCGCGGGGAUGCUAUCUGGUGUCUCCAUCAUCAUUGCCCUUAGCUUUCCGGUCCAGAAGCGUCCCAUCUACACGGGCAUGAUCGGUGGCAUGGCUGGUAUUGCUGAGAUCAUCGGUCCGACGAUUGGAGUCACAGCCGUCAUGGUCAUUCUGUUCGUCAAACCUCCCAAGAAGACGGGCGAAACCAAGGCCAUCGGCCCUCUCCUCAAGAGCAUGGACCCCCUCGGAAACGCUCUGCUGAUGCCCCUCAUGGUCUGCUUCUUGCUGGCCCUACAGUGGGGAGGAACCGUGUACGCCUGGAGCAACUGGCGCAUAAUUCUCUGCCUGUGCCUCUUCGGCGUCCUGUUAAUCGUGUGGCUCUACGUGCAGUAUCGUCGCGGCGACGAAGCCACCCUGCCGGUCCGGCUGAUGCGCCAGAGAUCCGUCGCCAGCGGGACCCUCUUCAUGCUGGGAACGAACGGCACGGUGUUCGUCAUCGUGUACUACGUCUCCUUCUGGUUCCAGGCGGUCAAGGACGUAACGGCACAGCAAUCCGGCAUCAACUUCCUUGCUUCGUCCCUCUCCGUGUCGGUCUCCGCAAUCGCCUCGGGAUUUUUGGUGUCCAAGAUCGAAUAUUGGGUGCCUCAGAUGGUUUCCAGUACGGUCCUUCUGUCGGUUGCUUGCGGACUGAUCUACAGAUACAACCUAGAGACGUCGACGGCAUACUGGGCCGGCACGCUCGUGAUAUUUGGCCUCGGCGUCGGGCAGGGCAUGCAGAUGCCGCUAUCUGCCACUUCGGCCGGCAUCAUUAUGCUCGCAGUCGCGCAAAAUUUGUUCCAAAGCACGCUGCUGAAGGAACUCACGAACAAGGUGCAGCAGGUUGACGCCAAGGUCAUCAUAGACCACGGUGCCUACGGGCUCAAGAGCAUGGUCACGGAGAAGUACGGCGCGGAGGCCGCGACCGCAGUGCUCAAGGCGUACAACGAGGCGCUCCGGUCGACCUUCCUUUUGUCCAUUGUUCUGGCUUGUCUGACGUUCCUUGCCUGUCUGGGUACGGAAUGGAGAAGCGUCAAGGAGCAGACCAAGAAGACUGAGGAAGUCGAGGAGGCCAAGUAG
Colletotrichum chrysophilum is the source of this 1578-nucleotide messenger RNA. RefSeq lists its product as uncharacterized. Gene Ontology annotation, biological process: transmembrane transport. Lineage: Eukaryota; Fungi; Ascomycota; Sordariomycetes; Glomerellales; Glomerellaceae. The transcript is spliced from 6 exons. The record is from RefSeq and is a predicted model, not a curated record. Bases 1 to 1578 code for a protein of 525 amino acids. Gene Ontology annotation, molecular function: transmembrane transporter activity.